Messenger RNA from Balaenoptera musculus (blue whale), 1308 nucleotides. It is a transcript of the gene SACK1A, whose product is annotated as family with sequence similarity 83 member A. The transcript is spliced from 4 exons. Gene Ontology annotation, biological process: epidermal growth factor receptor signaling pathway. Bases 1 to 1308 code for a protein of 435 amino acids. The record is from RefSeq and is a predicted model, not a curated record. NCBI's taxonomy places the organism in Eukaryota, Metazoa, Chordata, Mammalia, Artiodactyla, Balaenopteridae.
AUGAGCCGGGCAAGGCACGUGGGCAAGCUCCAGAAACGCCUGGAAGAUGUCAAGAGCCAGUGGGUCCGGCAAGCCAGGGCUGACUUCAGUGACAAUGAGAGUGCCCGGCUGGCCACAGAUGCCCUCUUGGAUGGGGGUCCCGAGGCCUACUGGCGGGUGCUCAGCCAGGAAGGCGAGGUGGACUUCUUGUCCUCGGUGGAGGCCCAGUACAUCCAGGCCCAGGCCAAGGAGCCCCCCUCUGCCCUGGAGCCCCCAGGAGGGGCCGAGGCAGCUUCCAAGGGACUCGACUCCUGCUCCCUGCCAUCAAGUACCUACUUCCCUGUGGCCUCAGAGGGCAGUGAGCCGGCCUUGCUGCAUGCCUGGGCCUCAGCCGAGAAGCCCUACCUGAAGGAAAAGUCCAGCGUCACCGUGUACUUCCAGACGGACAAGCACAACAACAUCAGGGACCUCAUCCGCCGCUGCAUCACCCGGACCAGCCAGGUCCUGGCCAUCCUGAUGGAUGUGUUCACGGACGUGGAGAUCUUCUGUGACAUCCUAGAGGCGGCCAACAAGCGCGGGGUGUUCGUCUGUGUGCUCCUGGACCAGGGAGGCGUGAAGCUCUUCCAGGAGAUGUGUGACAAAGCCCAGGUCUCUGACAGUCACCUCAAGAAUGUUUCUGUCCGGAGCGUGGAAGGAGAGGUGUACUGUGCCAAAUCAGGCAGGAAGUUCGCCGGCCAAAUCCAGGACAAGUUCAUCAUCUCGGACUGGAGAUACGUCCUGUGCGGAUCGUACAGCUUCACCUGGCUCUGUGGACACGUGCACAGGAACAUCCUCUCCAAGUUCACGGGCCAGGCGGUGGGGCUGUUUGACGAGGAGUUCCGCCACCUCUACGCCGCCUCCAAGCCCGUGAUGGGCCUCAAGUCGCCCGGGCUGGCCGCCCCCCUCCAGCCCAGAGCGGCCCCCAGCCCCCGAGCUGGCCGCCUCAGCGGCAGCAGCCACUCCACCAGCGACCGCGCGUCCUCCGACCCCUUCAGCAGCCUGUCGACAGGCAGCAACCCCCAGAACCGGAGUCUGUCCACGUCCUCGGGGCCCGGCAGCCCCCUGGCCCCAAACCCACCUCUGGCCCCCAGGUUCCAGCCCUAUCACGGCCCCUGGGGGGCCCUGACCUCACAGGCCCACUUCUCCCAGAGGCCCCAUGAUGGCCUGUCUGUUCCCUACAGCAACCUCAACGGCUACAGGCCUCUGCGGCUGCAGGUCGAGCAGCUUGGCCUGGUGCCCAGGGUGGCCCACACCCGGAGGCCCUUUCCACAGGCCUUCCUGAAUUUCUGA